Messenger RNA from Nicotiana tabacum (common tobacco), 1956 nucleotides. Lineage: Eukaryota; Viridiplantae; Streptophyta; Magnoliopsida; Solanales; Solanaceae. The record is from RefSeq and is a predicted model, not a curated record.
AUGAUUUCUGUGGUUGCAGGGGCUCUAUCUAGCAAGAGGACAUUGGAUGAGUGGAGGAAAGUAGCUCAAAGUGUGAGUUCGUUAGUAAAUCUUGAUGAUUAUCAACGCUGCUCAGGAGUGCUCGCUUUGAGCUACAAUCAUCUUCCGUCUCAUUUGAAAGCUUGCUUUCUGUAUUUUGGAGUUUUCCCGAAAGCAAGUGAGAUUUCUGUGAAGAAGUUGAUUAGAUUAUGGGUUGCCGAAGGAUUCCUAGAGCUGAAGGGGUUUGAGGGAUUGGAAAAAGUGGCUACUAAUCUUUUAAGUAAUCUUAUUGAUAAAAGUCUAGUUGUUGUUGGCAAGCGAAGUUUGAAUGACAAAAUCAAGACAUGUAGGAUUCAUGAUCUUCUGCACGAUUUAUGCUUGAGAGAGGCUGAAAGCGAGAAUCUCUUGCAUGUUACAGAAACGCCGGUGACUACAUAUGAAGGAUCUAGAAAGGAUUCCUCUCAAGUUCGUCGGUGGGUGUCAGUUUAUCCAAAGGACGGUAGGUUUUCUCCAAUCCGUUUUAAUUGUAGAAAAACACGUUCUCUUCAGGUUUAUUCCUACAUAACAGAGCAUUCUCGUUCUAAAUUAGGACUAAACCAUUUCAAACUUCUUAGAGUAUUGGAAUUGAAGACAAGUUGGUAUGAAUUCCCUAGUGAAGUAGUACACCUAGUUGCUUUAAGGUAUUUGGCUGUGAAGGUUUCUAGGAGUCCUAAAGAUCUACCAAUUUUCAAUCUUAAGAAUUUACAAACUUUUAUUUUUCCUCAAAAUAUGCCAGAAUACCAAGGGGUCAUAUAUUUGCCAAGUGAAAUUUGGGAAAUGUCUCAGUUGAGGCAUCUCCGGUCUACAAGGAUGUACUUAUAUUCUCCUCCUCCAAUGGUAUCAGAUAAUGAAGUUAAGUACCGGGCGUUGGAAAACUUGCAAAGUGUUUCUGGGUUGAUUCCUCGUUGUUGCACAAAAGAAAUAUUUGAAGGGAUUAAGAAGGUGAAAAAAUUGGGGAUUUAUGGAACUAAAGAUGAUUUUAAUAGUGAGCCUAGAUGCCUCGAGAAUCUAGUGGAUUUACAUGAGCUUGAGGCACUAACUAUUGUAUCAUACAGAAAAUUCAAAGCUGAUACGUUUCUUAGGCUUCCUUGUCCAGGUUCCUUUCCACCAAAUCUCAAGAAGCUGACACUUUGCUGCACUUUUUUACUGUGGAAGGACAUGACAAUCGUUAGCAUGCUGCCCAAACUCGAGGUACUCCAGUUGAGGAAUAAUGCCUUUGUACCAAACAUAGUCUGGGAAGUAACAGAGAUGCAAUUUCCUAAAUUGAAAUUCUUGCUCUUCGAGCAGUUGAAUAUUAGAUAUUGGAGAGCCACUGAUGAUUGUUUCCCAUGCCUCGAGCGUAUAAUUAUAAGAAAUUGCAGGUUUUUAAAAGAGAUUCCCCAAGAAUUUGCAGAUAGUAUGACACUGCAGCUAAUUGAGUUACAUCAAUGUUCUCCUUCCCUUGUGAAUUCUGCUGAGCUGAUCCAGAAAGAGCAAUUGGAGAGUUUGGGGAAUAACAUGCUUAAAGUUUAUGCCUUUGACACCAUUAAAUCCAAUAAAUUCAAUUCAACCGCACAGCCUUGGAUUGUCUUCACUCUUCAGUGGCUAAUCUUUGAUGCAUAUUUUAAUUUUCUCAAGAGCUGGUCACUGAAAAAUCGAGACUCGCCGCCACUCCAUAGCUGCUCUCGGCUUCCAUUUCCAAUAUCUCCACUACUUCAGACAGAGCUCGGGGAGCUGCAGUUCGGAGUUGUUUUUAAGGUCGAGGACGGCACCGGUGACCGGACUUGCUCGCCGGUGGUAAAACUUCUGCCGGUGACUCAACAGAGGAGAUGUAGUUAUCUCCUACAAAACGUUGUCAUAUCUUUUACUUUAACUACUCUUUACAGCUUGUUUGGAUUGUUAUUACGUGUUGUUUCAUAA